Molecule: messenger RNA, 1658 nt
Organism: Hibiscus syriacus
Lineage: Eukaryota; Viridiplantae; Streptophyta; Magnoliopsida; Malvales; Malvaceae
Product: protein WHAT'S THIS FACTOR 9, mitochondrial-like
Exons: 1
Coding region: 63-1550 (495 amino acids)
Molecular function (GO): RNA binding
Source: RefSeq, a predicted model, not a curated record
UUCAAAAGAGUAAAACCCAUACAAAACUCUUGCUCACCCUACCUUUAUGCAAAUCACCGCCGAUGAAGUUCCCAAACCACGUUAUACAAAGGAGCCACCACGGCUGCAGGACCUUCGUGGACGGUUCCGCCGCCUCCACCGCCAUCAAAUUCGUCCGAGACCGCGGCCUAGACCAUGCAGUGGAGCGAGAAAAGAAUCUUCACCCACUCCUAAACGUCAAAAACCUCAUAAAAUCGGAGCCAUCAAAGUCCCUUCCCAUCUCCAUAAUCUCUCAGCACAAAGAUUUACUCAAAAUCCCUUAUCGCCCCAUCGAAUUCAUCCGCAAGUACCCUUCGGUAUUCCACGAAUUCCUCCCCGGCGGAAUCGCGACCCACCCCCAUAUCAAGCUUACACAAGAAGUGCUCGACGUCGAUGUCGACGAGCAUUUGGUUUACGAGAGUGUUUCCUACAGGCAAUUAGUAGCUGACAGGCUUUUGAAACUGCUGAUGAUAUCGAGAAUGAACAAAAUCCCCAUCAGCAUCCUCAAUAAACUGAAAUGGGAUCUGGGUCUUCCUCAAAAUUACUUGAAAACCCUCGUCCCGGAAUUCCCCGAUUAUUUUCGGGUUGUGGGGGCGGAUGAAUCUGGUCAAUUAGAGUUGGUUUGCUGGAGUAAGGAGUUGGCUGUUUCGGUUCUUGAAAAGAAGGCCAUGGAAGGAGGUUAUGGGUAUUCAAUGGGGAUGCCUUUAGCAUUUCCAGUGAAGUUUUCGCCCGGAUUCGAGAUGGAUAAGAAGGUGAAAAAAUGGUGGGACGAUUGGCAGAAAUUGCCUUACGUUUCACCAUAUGAGAAUGCUCUUCUUCUUUCACCUAAAACUGAUGAAUCCGAUAAGUGGUCAGCUGCUGUUUUGCAUGAAAUUAUGAAUCUUUUUGUCUCGAAAAAGGCCGAGAGGGAUGAUGUGCUGUGUCUUGGGGAGUAUUUGGGCAUAAGGUCGAGGUUCAAGAGAGUUUUGCUUCAGCAUCCAUUCAUUUUUUACUUGUCUAGUAAGAUUGGAACUUAUACAGUUGUUUUGAAAGAGGCAUAUAAAAGGGGACUGUUGAUUGAGAGUAAUCCAUUGAUGAAUAUCCGGAAUCGAUAUCUUCAUCUUAUGCGCACUGUUAAAGACCAUGAUAAGGACCUUUCUGUGUCGUCUGGAAGCAGUCGCGAAAAGAAAGCAUCUAGCAAUGCACCCAGAAAGGAAGCUGCUGCUGAUGAUAGUGAAGAGGAGAAAAAUGGAAUUUCAAAUGCUUUUUCUGGUUCAGAAACUGAGCCUGGUGAUAACAAUGAUGAAGAGGAUCGAUUCGAGGGCGGCAGGCAAGCUUCUCGUGAAGCUGUGGCUGUUAGUAAUGGAAGAACAACAAGAAGUAAGAGAAGGAAUGUGGACUUGAAAGCUCAUUUGCGCGAUGGUGUAGGUGAAAAAAAAAUGAAAAAGAAGCAUGGUAGGACUAAUCCCAAAGUUCCACUUGAAGCAAAUGCUUCUGGUAAUGUCCAUAGGAGAACUCAACAGAGGUCUUCAAAUUCACAUCAGAAACAGUAGGCGAAUUGUCGGAAUUGAAUUUUAUUUAACCUUUAGGACUGAUUUGGUGCUUGCUCUGAUUCUUUUGGUAUUAAUUGUGAGAACUACAGGAAGGUUUUUUGUUGGUAU